AUGGCAGCACCCCAUACUCGCGCCAACAGCUCUCUCGCUACCAUGAUGGAAGAUCCGUUCGUGUCGACCUCGGGCCAACCCGCGGGUCCUCGUGAAUCCCACCGGUACUCCUCAUUCGACACGCAACUCUUCAGUCUCAAUGCUUCUUCGCCUGCACAGGCCAAGCGAGCCCUCGAGGCUCAUUUGGCCGAGACUGAGCGUCGAUUGGAGGAAGCGUCCAAGUUGGGAACGGCUCUGAUCGAGCAGCAGCGAGAACUCACGGAGCAGCUGAAGGAAGUGGAGCAGCAGCAAGAUGAAGGUGAAAUGGGACCGGAGCUGCGGCAGCGACUGGCCGACUUGGAAGAGGAGUAUAAUGAGAUUGGUCGGGAAGCCGCUCGUGCCUUUUUGGCUCCGAAGCGGUUGGCAGGUGGCUCGGAGGACCCUCAGCCGGGUACUCCAGGGUUCGAUCAAAAGUCUCCCCUCAGUUCUGCUCUUUUUGCAAGCCAAGCGACCAAUUCUCCCAGCAAAGUCAGCGUUCCCUCUCGCAAGCAGCGUAACCAACCGUCCAGCCGUGUCCACGAUAUCGAGUUUGCAACUGAGAUUUCCACCUCUCUACUAGCCCAGGUCCGUCAAUUACAGGCACUACUAGCCGAGAGGGAGGAGACUCUCAAGUCGGUCAACCUAGAGAAGUCGCGGUUAGAAAUCGAAGCGGAAGGCUACUCCCAGCGCAUCCGUGCCCUUGAUGACAGCGAGCAACGGUACAAGGAUGAGAACUGGGCUCUGGAGACGCAGACCCACGAGCUCAUGGCGGCUGUCAAAGACGCAGUGGAGCGCGAGAAGAGGCUCAACAGCAGCCUGAGCACCUCGAACUCGGAGAAGAGCGCCGUCGAAAGGGAAUUGGAGGAGCUGAGGCAAGCUAAUGCGAAGCUAGUGGAGGAACAAGCAAUUUCACAGAAGGCGAAUGACUCUGAAAUUCAUCUGCUACGUCGGAACUUGACUGCUGGUGAUGCAGAGAAACUUGCGCUUCACAAAAAGCUGGAAGAAUUGACGGGCCAGAACCAGGAGCUGGCGAAGGCGGUUGCUAUGAGGAUCCGACAGUAUGAAUCGCAAGGAUCUCGCGAUCUGCCCGACGAUCGUGACGAUGAAGAGGCCGAGCAAAUCACGCCUGAAAGCUCGCCCCCUCCGUCCCCCAACAAGUUCACCCCUCGGCACAACCACUUGGAAUCCGAGACUCUCAAGAGCUCACUCGGCCAUGCUCAUCGUAUGAUCCAAAAUCUCAAGAGUACUAUCCAUCGCGAAAAGACCGAGAAGAUUGAGCUCAAGCGCAUGCUGCAAGAAGCCCGGGAUGAGGUCGAGCAGCGUCGUCGUGAGACCAAUGCUCCCAACGCGUCCACCAAGCGCUUGAAAACCAAAGACAAUUCUUUCCGCAAGCCUGCUCGCCCAGAUCUUCUGGGUGCUGGCCGUAAGGAAAAGUCUUCGGUUGAGCUGGAGCUUCAUGAUACUGAUUGGGAAGACAAUGCGGGCCAGGGCAGUCCCACCCGCCGUCUCCCCCCAGAUGAGCCUAGUGAUAUCUACCAGACUGCCACUGAAGCCGAAGACGGAUUUGAGACAGCAAACGAGCGGGCCACGGCAACGGAGAGCGAAGCUUUCCAGACCGGUGUUGAAAGCAUGGCCGAUGACAGCAGUGACGACUCCGCUGAUUUGACCGAGACCGAGAAUAAUGUCCAGACUACUCCUCGCACCCGAGUCCCAUCUCUGAUGAUGGCCAAGGCGCGCGAUCGUAACUCCUACCACAGCACGGCGUCUGCCACAUCCGAUGAGGAUGAGACAGAUGGAGGCUUCCCGUCCCCCAGCCAAACUCAUAUUUCUAGCCGUCGUGUGAGGUCAAAGCGAAGCGUUCUCCGGCGAAUCCGCCCCUCCGGAGAGGCACCGAUGGCAUCGAACAGUCGUCCAUCUAGCGCUCGCAAUUCCCCGGCGCCGAGCUUCGAAGAGCGGCCUGUAGCCCAGGAGGGCCAGAGCCUCUUUGCGGAACUCGCCGAACUAGAGGGUGGUGAGGAGGAGGAAGAUGGUGCUGGUGAUGCUUCCCAAGCCUCAACGCCGCGCAUGGGCCCUUCAUUGGACUCUCGGAGGCCCUCUGAGAUCAUGCUCGACUCAUUGCCUAAGCCCGUCAUGGUCGAUUCUGGUAUGAUGACGGAUCCCUGGGAGCCAAGCACUCCGGUUGCUGCCAUGGCAGAAGCUGCUGUUGCAGGAGCCGCAGUUGCUAGUGUCGCCGGUGCCGCUGUCUCUGCCGUUUCGGAGCCAACUACGCCUCAGAGAAGUGUGGACCGUGAGAUUGCUGCGGAAGGCGAAGAGACGCCCAAGUUGGUCAGCUCAGGUACCCAGUGGACACCACUCAAGCCUGGGACUGGAGAUAAUGAUCACCUGGCCAACGUUCCCACCCCACCAAAGAUGGCCUGGGAUGAGCGUGCGGUGGAAGCCCAGUUGGUGGAGGCUAGUACGCAGGCCGAGCCAGCGGAGAUGGGCAUUGCCACAAUCUCUUCUCAAGAAACUCUUCCCACCGCGCCUAGCUGGCCAGAACUAGCUAUUUCGUACCUGCCUGGCGGUUCCACCGAACCUGUGAAACAAGAGCUGCCCGUUCCUGAGAUUCCUAAAAUGAGCUUCUCUUCAAUCGCGUCGCAGUCGACUGAGCCCGUGCAGGCAAUCAUUCCCGAGCCAGAGCCUGUGGUUCCUGUCGAGCCUGUUCGGGAGCUGCCCGAGCUGUCCUUGUCCUCUCACUUCAUCCACGCAACGGAGCCUGUUCAGGCCCGGCUUCCCGAACCUGAGCCUCUUCCGGAACCUGUCGUUGAAGAGAUCUACAUUCCCGACAUGGCGGUGUCGACUAUUUCAUCGCAGCAUACGGAGCCAGUCGAGGCCGAACCUGCUCCCGCGCCAGAGCCCAUUAUAGUUCCUGCUCCUGUGCCGGAGCCAGUCAUCCCAGAUCUGUCUAUCUCUCUGCUGGAUCCUGCAUUCACAGAGCCAGUCAAGGCAGUGCCUGCACCACCACCAGAACCGAUUGUGAUUCCGGCGCCUGUACCGGAGCCGAUUCUGCCAGAUCUGUCAAUAUCUCUGCUAUCCCCCGCAGUUACGGAGCCGGUCAAGGCGGUCCCUGCUCCUCCGCCAGAGCCGGUCAUCCCAGAUCUGACAAUCACCCUGCUUGAUGCGGCAUCCACGGAGCCUGUCACACCCAGGGUGGUCGAGCUUCCUCCUCUGCCGGUGCCUUCCAUCUCUACCCUGCGUUCCGUUGAAACACAGCCAGUCCAAUCUGUGGUACGCGUCAUUCCUCGCAUGAGUGACUAUGCAAUCCAAACAGAUCCUAUGGAGGAGCCAAAGGCUGUCGCGGCUGCAGUGGUCAUCCACGAAGACGAGCAAGAUAGGUCUAUCGAACCAGCUCGUGACCGUUCUGGUACUAGCACUAGUGACCGACGAAGAAGCACCGGUCUGGCUUUGAGUGACAUUUCUGGCAACGCGUUGCUGCCUCAGUCAGAUAGACAACGUCCCAGCUUCGUCAGCUCAGACCAGGGAUCUCAGACGAUUCUUUCUUCGAAGCAAAUCGAUCAGAUUCUCGUGGACCGGGAGUCUGUUCGGCCAGUUUCUUCUGCUGACGGCAGGCAAACAAUGGAGAUGGCCGCCCUUGGAGCUGCUGCAGGAGCUGCAGCCGCAUCUCCAUUCGCCACUCCUAAGCUGAGACCUCGCCUCCAACCACAAUCAUCUGCUAGAUCUGGAGCAUCAAGCCAAAGACGUCCCGACACUGCGAGUAGCCAAACGUCUUCUCUUAGUGUCCACCCUCCAUUGCCAGCUGACCACCGUGAAGCCAUUGCGGCCGCUGAGAAGAGGUCCAUUGAUAUUCCUCCUGCUCCGUCGCCCGGCACGAUGGGUCCUCCUCUGGCGCCCGCCUCUGCCUAUCGGGUGAACGUACAGACCGCCCCGCGCACGCCGAACGACCAGAGCACAGGGCCGGGAUCCGCACGAACCGUUUCCACCCAGGCUCGUAUGAGGAGAGGAAGUCAGAGCCAGAUGUCAAGGCGGUCAUCGGUGUCUUCAUUCGCCUCCGAACUCGAGGAGCGGUUCAACAUGAACCCCUAUGCUGGACCUAUGCCUCACGGCUAUGGCACUAAUACCGACCCCCGCAUGAUCCAAGCCAUCACCCAGACCAUGAUUGGCGAAUUCUUGUGGAAGUAUACCCGUAAGACUGGUUCUUCAGACAUGUCGUCGACGCGUCACCGGCGCUACUUCUGGGUCCAUCCAUAUACACGCACGUUAUACUGGAGUGACCAGGAUCCGCAGACUGCGGGCAAGUCUCAGCUUCGGACUAAGAGUGUUCCUAUCGAAAGUGUGCGAGUGGUUGCAGAUGACAACCCGUAUCCACCGGGUCUUCACUGCCGAAGCUUGGAGGUCAUCAGCCCUGGUCGCAAGGUCCGCUUCACUGCCACGACAAGCCAGCGACACGAAACCUGGUUCAACGCCUUGUCUUAUCUACUCCUUCGAGAGAGCAAUGACAAUGGCGAGGACAAUGACAACGGCGUGACUCUGGACGACAUUGAUGAGUUUAAUCCUGGCUUCAGAUCCUCCUCGCGCCAGACUGCCCGUAUGUCGUUGUCUUCAUACAACAGCCGCACUCAUCGCCAGCCACCCAAGACACAGCGUGCGGCCUCGGCCAUGUCUAUGCGCUCGACUGGAGGCACUCCUGGGCGUGCAUCCCCGGCCCUGAGCACCUCUGGGCCUAAUUCCUCGUUGCAAGUUCCCGAGGAUCCUCCACAGCGGUCCUCGUCCCGUCUCAGUACAAUCCUGAAUAGCUCGAUCCGUGGAUCGAUCGCCAGCCUGAAGGGACGCCAUGGCCAAGCAGCUAGUCUUCAUGACGAGAGUAUCCGUGACCAGCCCAGUAUUGAGAACCUUGCACAUGAUGCCGAGGACGAAGAUCGCCUCGAGAAUGUUCGCGCCUGCUGUGACGGCAAGCACGACGUGGGUUCGCUCUCGCGCAACAGCCGGUAUAGCCCAAGAGUCGAUCGCAUCCACUCCCACCACUAA
Molecule: messenger RNA, 5043 nt
Organism: Penicillium daleae
Lineage: Eukaryota; Fungi; Ascomycota; Eurotiomycetes; Eurotiales; Aspergillaceae
Product: putative nuclear migration protein (ApsA)
Exons: 3
Coding region: 1-5043 (1680 amino acids)
Biological process (GO): dynein-driven meiotic oscillatory nuclear movement; microtubule cytoskeleton organization; maintenance of protein location in cell cortex
Cellular component (GO): mitochondrion; cell cortex
Molecular function (GO): tubulin binding; phospholipid binding
Source: RefSeq, a predicted model, not a curated record